AGAAAGAAAGGCGGGAGAUGUCCCUUGCAGAAGUAAAUCUCUGUCUGUCCUUAACUCCUUUAUACCAUUACUUCCUUUCUCCCCACCCUGUUGUAGCAGAGGAAAGGAGAAGGACAUCGGAAGUAUUCAUCAAUGGCGUCUUCUCCAACUUCUUCGUGUUCUUCUUCGUAUCAUUCUCCGUUGUCUUCCUCUCCUUUCUCAUCUCUUCCAGUUAUGGCUCUCAAAGAUAAGAUUGUUGAGAAGGUUAUGGAUAAUCGCGUAACGUUGAUCGUUGGAGAGACUGGUUGCGGGAAGAGCUCACAAGUCCCACAGUUUCUUCUAGAAAAAGGUGUGGAGCCCAUAUUAUGUACACAACCUAGAAGAUUUGCUGUUGUUGCUGUUGCAAGAAUGGUAGCAAAAAUUCGUAAUUGUGAGGUGGGAGGUGAGGUUGGAUAUCACAUUGGUCACUCCAAGGUUAUGUCAGAGAGGUCAAGAAUUGUCUUUAAAACUGCUGGGGUUUUAUUGGAUGAAAUGCGAGAUAGGGGGGUAACAGCACUUAAAUACAAGGUUAUCAUUCUUGAUGAAGUACAUGAAAGAUCCGUGGAGUCUGAUCUUGUUCUUACAUGUGUAAAGCAAUUUGUGCCGAGAAACAAUGAUUUAAGGGUAGUGUUAAUGUCUGCUACAGCAGAUAUUGCAAGAUACAAGGAUUAUUUCAAGGAUCUUGGUAGGGAUGAGAGGGUAGAAGUGCUUGCGAUUCCCAAUUCCACGCAACAAACAAUCUUUCAACGAAAAGUUCUAUAUCUUGAACAGGUUGUUGAAGUUCUUGGAAUGAAUUUUGAUAACUUAUCAGAUCGAUACUGUUCUGGUCCAAGCCCUUCAUCUUCUGACGCUGACAUCAAGCCUGAAGCGCAAAAACUUAUCCAUGAUUUGGUAUUGCACAUUCAUAAAAAUGAACCAGAUAUUGAAAAAAGCAUUUUGGUUUUCCUUCCAACAUACUAUUCACUGGAAGAGCAGUGGUUCCUUCUAAAGCCUCAUAGUUCAUUUUUCAAAGUUCACAUUCUACAUCGCAGCAUUGACACUGAACAAGCUCUCAUGGCCAUGAAAGUCUGGAAGUCACACCGUAAGGUUAUAUUGGCCACAAAUAUUGCAGAAUCAUCAGUCACAAUACCCGGAGUAGCAUUUGUUAUUGAUUCAUGCCGAUCUUUACAAGUCUUUUGGGAUAAUAACAGGAAAAAGGAAUCAGCAGAACUUGUUUGGGUGUCUAAAUCUCAGGCUGAGCAGCGCAAGGGGAGAACAGGUAGGACUUGUGAUGGCCAGAUUUAUCGAUUGGUUACUCGAUCAUUUUUCAAUAAGUUGAAUGAGCAUGAACUCCCAGCUAUAUUAAGAUUACCAUUAAGGCAACAGGUCCUUCAGAUUUGUUGUGCUGAAUCUAAAGCCAUUAGUGAUCCUAAAGUCUUGUUGCAGAAGGCUCUAGAUCCACCAGAUCUUGAUGUUAUUGAAGAUGCAUUAAGUUCGCUUGUUCACAUCCGUGCAUUGGAAAAACUUGCCACUCAUAGAGGGCGGUAUGAACCGACAUUUUAUGGACGACUGCUUGCCAGUCUCUCUUUGUCUUUUGAUGCUUCUAUGCUUAUAUUCAAGUUUGGAGACAUUGGACUGCUCCGUGAAGGCAUUUUGAUUGGUGUUUUAAUGGACACACAGCCUCUGCCCAUUCUCCAUCCUUUUGGACAGGAAAUUUUGUUUUCAGAGUACAUAGAAAACUACUUUGAUGGAAAUAAUGAGAAUGCAGUUGCUACUGGCAAAAAGGAAUUGUUAUUCAUGGGAAACUUCUGUGCAUUUCAGUUUUGGCAACGUGUCUUCAAGGAUAAGCAUCGUCUUGAAAGGCUGAAACAACUUGUAAAUUUUGAUGAGCCAAAAUCUAAAGGGAUACUUCUCUCAAAGCUUGAAGAUGAAUGGUGUUCUUUCCACAAUCUUGUGCAAUCAUCACUUCAUCAUGUUUCAGAAAUAUAUGAUGAUAUACUAAAUGCUCUACACCGUUUUCGGCCCAAAUUUCUGGUCACGUCAGAUGGACUACCUUCUUAUUAUGAUCCUUACGAAUUUGAACAUACUUGUCUCCUUCAAUCUCAGCAAGCUACUAAUGUAGAUGCACUUGUGACGGAUGAUGAAGACCUUGACCCAACUACUGAAUUUAGGAACUGUCUUUCUGUACCAUAUGUUGGUCCUGAACACUUUCGAGCCAAUAUUCUGGCGGCAAAGUUGGUCGAUAUUAUCAAAGAGAUAAGAGUUCAAUAUACAGAAGAAACAUCUGGAUAUCAACAUAAAUGUGAAAAUGACAUGGGCGCUCAUAUCCCAAAUGAGGCUGCUAUGUGCAUUUUCUUCAUAAAUGGAUCUUGCAAUAAAGGCAACAAUUGUAGCUUCUCCCAUUCUCUUCAAGCCAAAAGACCUGUAUGCAAGUUUUUCUUUUCUUUUCAGGGAUGUCGUAAUGGAAGCUCAUGUUUCUUUUCUCAUGAUCUUGGCCCAACCGUUUCAUCAUUUAGCGGGCCAAGUCUGCCAGAAGAUGAAGAUGUUAAUGCUGCUUCGCUUCUUCGGUUGUUACCCACGGCUCCUGAUGGAUGCAUUCUUUUAUUGGAUGAUACUGAUUUACAUUUCUCCUCCAAUCUCUCUGUCCACUAUGAUGCAAGUAGGAUGGUUUCCACCACGUGUCUGUCAUCCACCUCCAUAUUUGCUGCUUCACUAUCAGAUGUCAGAAUAUUGUGGGCCCUGAGUCACCCAGACCAGACAAUUCUUUCGAAAGCAUCAGAAAAUUCUGUCCCGUGGAGAGAAGUGCAGUGUGUCCUAUGGUUUGCCAAGUUUGCUGAUGGUAAUGAUAGACUGAAUUUGGAAAAGCAGCGUGCCCUUGUACAGAACUUUUUUGAAAACCUUGCCAUCAGAAUUUUGGUAGACACUUUGUAUGGGGUGCGGGUGAUCCUAACCAUGAACAACAUUAGAUUUUCACAUUUACAGGUGGAAAAGUUGGGCAGAGAAUGUUUCUUCUUCCUAACUGAGUCAUUCCCGUUUGAUGAAUCAAGUUUCGGGGAGUUCUACGACACAUUCACCACCAAGAAACCAAUGAUGGUGUCGAGGCCCAUCUGUUACGUCUUUGAUCUCCACCCACCUACUGACAUUCAGUUUGGAGAUUAUGCUGCCACAUUUCACAAGCAUCUACACGGUAGCCAAUGAGAGAUGGACAAGUUUUGGCCUGGAAUGUUCAUAUAUCAGUACACAUUCCAACUUUCAAAGUUCAGCGUACUGCGAUCACUUGUAAAGUUGUACAGGGAAAAUCGGUAGCAUCCGAACUGCAAAGUGAUGUAAACGGCAAGCCGAAUCUCUUGCUAAUUAAAUAGAAAAGUCACGAGGACUAUCAAUGUAAAUAGAAGCCUAUCUUAGUUCAUUAGUUCCUUUCAUUUGGUGGUUUGAUAA
Molecule: messenger RNA, 3435 nt
Organism: Nelumbo nucifera (sacred lotus)
Lineage: Eukaryota; Viridiplantae; Streptophyta; Magnoliopsida; Proteales; Nelumbonaceae
Product: zinc finger (CCCH type) helicase family protein
Cellular component (GO): intracellular anatomical structure
Molecular function (GO): RNA binding; ATP binding; metal ion binding
Source: RefSeq, a predicted model, not a curated record